GCCGAGCGGAUUAUGCAUUUCUUUCCGCAUGUACGAGAAAUUCAUUUGGAUCGAAAUGACUUGAAAUGCUUCGAUCCAGGAGAAUAUGGUAGCAAUUUGGAAAGCAUUGAUUUAGAGGGAAAUCCAAUCGGCGAUUUUGCCAAUCUUCGUGUUCUUCUUCAAAAGCUCAGUUUGGUCAGUUGUGGUCUCCGUCAUAUCUAUAUGCCAGAUAGCAUUGGAUUCAAUUCAUUACUUUCACUCAACAUUAAAGGCAAUCCUAUAACUGAUAAACAGUGGAUUUUGGAAUUAGCCAAACUUCCAAAACUGGAAAAACUAUGCUAUUCUUGUUCUGAUAAUGAUAAUGCUGAUUCCGAAAUUGACCUUCGCGAAAUUAUUAUUGCCAGCAUGCCCCAGCUCAAAUUCUUGGGUAAUUCGGAAAUAAGUUCUGUUGAAAGGGAUUCUGCUGAAAUGCGUUUUCUCAAUAAAUUCGGUGUAUCUCCCGUGACAGAAGAGAAUCGUACUAUUGUGGAAAGAUUAAUCGAAGCACAUGGUAAGCCAAACGAGCCAAAACCCCAAAACGGUGGAAUUGGUUUAUUGAAAUUAAGGCUAUCGUAUGAAGGAAAAGUCAUGGAACGUUCACUUCCUGGAACAGUUACUGUACAAAGAUUAAUCGGUAUUAUAAGCAGACUUUUUCAUCUGGAUGCCAGAAAGAUCUCACUUCAAACCUGUGACUAUCAAGGAUUUGUAAUGAAUUUGGAUAAACCAUUACGAUCGCUGGAUUUUUAUUCUUUGUCUAAUGAGGACACUAUUUAUGCAACAGUUGUGUGA
Messenger RNA from Acanthocheilonema viteae, 807 nucleotides. NCBI's taxonomy places the organism in Eukaryota, Metazoa, Nematoda, Chromadorea, Rhabditida, Onchocercidae. The record is from the annotation of a GenBank genome assembly.